Theileria orientalis strain Shintoku is the source of this 1461-nucleotide messenger RNA. Its product is annotated as major facilitator superfamily MFS-1 protein. The transcript has a single exon. Bases 1 to 1461 code for a protein of 486 amino acids. Lineage: Eukaryota; Apicomplexa; Aconoidasida; Piroplasmida; Theileriidae. The record is from RefSeq and is a predicted model, not a curated record.
AUGGGAAAAUACCGUCUUCAUUUUAAACAUUCACUGAAGGAGUUAGUAAACACAAAAAAUGGAAGAGACGCGAAAACGCAGUGUAAGGAAUACGGAGUUAACAGAUACGUGUUCCUGGGAAUAGCACUCUACGGAAUGCUGACACUGGGAAGGUUCAUGUGGGCGUACCCGUCGUUCUACGAAAUGUUCAUCAAGUCAGGAGCGUACGGAUGGCUGUGCGAGGAAGAGGGAGCGAGGAGAGCAGUGGAGGGAGCGCCAGGAGAGUUCACGUGCGAGCUGAGAGACAUGGCGAUUAACGCAGUGCUGCUGACAGUGACAGGGUCGACCUUCAUGGGCUCGAUCUUCGCGUCGGCAGCAAACGUGGCGCUGGGAGCAAAGAUAUCGAGCAUGAUGGGAGCAACCUCGAUGUUCCUGGGCAUCGUGACGCUGGGAUUCUCAAACAGCUCAUUCAGAAUGUAUAUACCGGGAGCAAUCAUGGUGGGAUUUGGAAUGGACUUCAUAGUAUUCCCGAGCUUUAACGCAGCAAUGCUAUUCCCGAAAAGAAAGCUGCUGAUCACGUCGCUGCUCACCUCGACAAUCUCAGCAGGAAUGUUCAUCCCGAUCCUGAUGAAGUACAUGGUGUGGGAGCUGAACUUUAAGUUCUCGUACGUAAUGCUGACGUACGCAGCACUGACGGGAGGAGUGCUCUUCGUACUGUUCAUGCUGUACUACCCGCCGAGAAGGUUCUACGAACAGUGCGAAAUCGACAACGCAUACCAGCUGAGCAACAUGGAAUCGCAACUCGAGUCGCCGAGAAGAGUGGCCUGGGGAGACGAAACGAGCAGAAGCUCGAGAAGAAGGAGCAGAAGAGACAGGUUCCUCUCAAUCUUCGGAGUGACGAGCGCUAAGUUCGACCUGCUGAAAAGGUCGAUGCUCUCGAGCCACAUGCUUAUCCUGGCGCUUAUCUUCACGAUCAUCACAAUCGCAGCCACCUACUACGUUAUCAUCACGAGCAGGCUGUACAACCAGGCCGAGAGAGGGUACCUGUCGGUGGGAAUCGCCUCCUCGUUCGCAGUGGCGAUCCUGGCCUCGCCCUUCCUGGACAAGCUGGGCUCGAUGCCGAUCAUGUGGUACGAGGUGGCAUGUCUGCUGCUGAGCAUGAUCCUGGUGGUACUGCCGCACCGCUGCACGAAGAUACUCUCAAUCGUGUGCUACUCGAUGUUCACAGCCUACAGCAACGGGCAGAUAUGGCUCUUCGCAGUGGAGACGUUCGACCCGGAGAUCAACACGCUGAUCCUGGGAACGCUUAACGCGCUGGCAGGGCUGGUGACGUUCGGGGCGAGCGCAGUCUUCCAGGAGCUGCUGGCGAGCUUCGGAUGGAUCACACAGAUGCUCAUCUUCGUGGACGUGCUGGUGGGCAUGCAGCUGGCGCUGGUGGCGACUCUGCACUACCUGAAGAGGAAGGUCCACAAGAUCGAGUAA